AUGAACAAUGUCGAUUCAGUUGGUCCUCCAGAUCCAGUAUCAAAUUUGAGACCAAUUAAAUAUCAUAUACCAAAACACGAGUCUCUGGUGGAACGUCAAUUGCGACUUAAGCGAAUUGAAGUAGCAAAAUGGAAUCAUGAAUUUUGGACUAACCACAACCUGAGAUUUAUAAAAGAGAGAGAAGCUUAUAAAAAAUGUUUAUCCGACAAGGGCAUUUCAACAGCCACGGCCGAUCAAAUGUCUGAAUUUUACAAAGAUUUUUUAGACAGAAAUUGGAAAACACAUAUGACUUAUAACUUUGAAUGGUAUAAAAAAAAUAUAACAAUUGUACGUUUAAUGAUGAAUAAAAAUAUGUUCAAAGCAAUUCAGUGGAUUAAAAUAUUUAAGUUUUAA
Metopolophium dirhodum (rose-grain aphid) is the source of this 393-nucleotide messenger RNA. RefSeq names its product COA8 family protein CG14806, mitochondrial (gene Coa8). The coding region runs from base 1 to 393 and encodes 130 amino acids. The transcript has a single exon. Gene Ontology annotation, cellular component: mitochondrion. The record is from RefSeq and is a predicted model, not a curated record. Gene Ontology annotation, biological process: intrinsic apoptotic signaling pathway. NCBI's taxonomy places the organism in Eukaryota, Metazoa, Arthropoda, Insecta, Hemiptera, Aphididae.